Mercenaria mercenaria is the source of this 2233-nucleotide messenger RNA. Its product is annotated as E3 ubiquitin-protein ligase TRIM71-like. Bases 72 to 1772 code for a protein of 566 amino acids. Gene Ontology annotation, molecular function: zinc ion binding; ubiquitin-protein transferase activity. Gene Ontology annotation, biological process: positive regulation of DNA-templated transcription. The transcript is spliced from 7 exons. NCBI's taxonomy places the organism in Eukaryota, Metazoa, Mollusca, Bivalvia, Venerida, Veneridae. The record is from RefSeq and is a predicted model, not a curated record. Gene Ontology annotation, cellular component: nucleoplasm; chromatin.
GUGAUACACUUUGCAUUGUUAAAGGUUUUUUAAUUUAUUUUGAGGAAAAGUGAACUUCCAAAGUUAACAUUAUGGCUGCGGCUUUAGAACUGUCGUCCAUUCGAUCCUCACCAGAUAAGGAAUCUGAAGAGACGAACUGCAGUCCCUGUGGUAGAGAGGAAAGGAAAGUUGAAGCUACUAAAUUUUGUGCCGACUGCAAUGAACAUUUGUGCGAAAAAUGCGUACACGAUCACAAGAAAUUUGUAGUGACAAAGACUCACAGAAUAACAGCGAAAGAAAAGCCACCGAGUGUGACGCCGAGACAAAAACUGACGGACAAAUGUACGCACCACGAGGGCAAGUUACUGGAGCUAUUCUGUGGGGAUCACGACGAACUAUGUUGCAGUGUAUGUGUAGCCGUCGGCCACAGGUCUUGUUCCGACGUCGUCUAUAUCCCACAGGCGGCCACCGGAGUGGAAAGCAGCAUAGAGUUACUUCAGGUGAAAGAUGCUAUACUUAAAGUGAAGGCUGAAGUUGACGUGCUCCGGAAUCAGCGGAUGGAGAACCAGCGCCAUGUGCAGCAGCAGAAAGAGGAUAUCAUCAACGCCAUCUUGGACAUGCGCAUUAGGAUAACGGAUAUCCUAGACAAGUUAGAACAUACUGCAAGACAUGAGCUCCAAGACAGGUAUGACGUGGUUAUCACUAAGAUAGAUAAUGACGUCAAAACGUGCGAGGAUGUUGGUGAUACUCUCAGAGGUCUGACAUCCAAGAUAGAGACGACAACAAACAAUGAACCAGAGUUGUUUGUUACACUCAAGAAAGCCAAGAAGAGCCUACAAGAAGGAAGGGUAGUGGUAAAGGACAUUUCAAAGAACCUUGGGAAAGAACGAUUACUGUUUAUGGCAGAUCGAACCCUCGAAAACUUGUUGAAUACGAUGACGUCCCUUGGUGAAUUUGGGGAGGACACGCACAUUUACAAGGCGCAGUUCGAGGGAGAAUAUAACAUUAGUUUAUCUUCAGAUCUCGGUUCAAGUGAGGACAAUACUGGUUCAGUAUGCUUACCGGACGGUAAGGUAAUUGUCACAAAUACCCACCACAAAAGGCUCAAACUCCUAAACUCCUCCUGUCGAGUAAUUGACCACGUUGACCUACCUGGCAAGCCUUACGCAGUAUGUAUUGCCAACCCCACCGAGGUGGUCACAAGUUUGAGAGAAGAAAAAGUUCUACAGUUUGUUACGAUAGAGAAGAAACUGAAAAUUUCCAGGGUAAUGAAAGUCGGCGUCUCGUGUUAUGGCGUUGCUUGUCAAAAUGGGGAAAUUUUUGUGGCAUGUAUCGGCGGACAGUAUGAAAAUAGACCACAGCUUCGGGUGUACAAUAUGUCUGGGCGUUUACUGCGUGUCUUUGAAAGAGAUACCGACGGAACGCAAAUAUUUUCUUCCCCGAGAAAUUUGGGUAUAAGCCCCGACGGUACUAUGAUUCAUGUCACCGACAGAGAGUACGGUGUCAUCACAGUUGGUUUGUUAGGCAAAGUCAUAUCCAGGUACAAGAGUUUUGAAUUAGAUUCCCCAAGAGGCAUUGCCGUUGACCCUGACGGCGAUAUUUUCGUUUGUGGGCAGAAUUCGCACAACGUUGUGCAGCUAAAUGCGGCCGGAGAGGAGAUUGGAGUAGUUAUAAAAGAUCGUACCCGUUUAUACCGGCCGCAGUCGGUAUGUUACAUACAGAAAGGCCCAAGGUCUUGGUUGCUUUUAACAUUUCUGAAAUCAAAAUAUGUCAAGCUUUAUGCUCUAGCAUAAAACAUUUAAAGAGUUGAAAAACUAUCUAGUGAAGCUAAACAAAUGUACAGUCAACACUGUAAUUUGCAACCAGCAAGGGGAGUGGCAAAUCUGACUGCUUAAGGGGACGCAUACUUUGAAAUUAGAAAAAAGUGGGUGGGGUAUUACAAAAUUUACCUGCAAAAAAGUACAAGGUUUUGGUAAAUGAAAUGAAUACUGUUUCAACUGUUAUAAGUACACAAAGGAUUGCUCACUAAAAUAAAAAUGAGAAAAACUGAAACAAGAAAGUUAUUGUUGAAUUACAUAAGACUUCUUGUGUACAUUCAAAGUCAACAAUUAAGGCUUUUUGGUGCGAAAAUAAUAGUGCUUCACUUUGUCCAAACAUUUAUCAAUGUCCUACAGAUUCUAAUUUAAAGAAAGAAUGUGAAAUAAGUUCACUGUCUUGCUUUUCAUUUCGCAUAUGUGAGCUAAAACACAUUAUU